This is a messenger RNA of Cercocebus atys (sooty mangabey), 3747 nucleotides long. It is a transcript of the gene TTLL9, whose product is annotated as tubulin tyrosine ligase-like family member 9. Gene Ontology annotation, cellular component: cilium. Gene Ontology annotation, molecular function: tubulin binding; tubulin-glutamic acid ligase activity. The transcript has 13 exons. Gene Ontology annotation, biological process: microtubule cytoskeleton organization; protein polyglutamylation. The record is from RefSeq and is a predicted model, not a curated record. Lineage: Eukaryota; Metazoa; Chordata; Mammalia; Primates; Cercopithecidae. The coding region runs from base 560 to 1801 and encodes 413 amino acids.
AACUACAAUGAGCUAUCACUGUAGUCACUAAAAUGAAAAUGAUGGACAACAUCAAAUGUUGGUGAGGCUAUAGACCUUAAGAAUUAGAAAGCGGCUGGGAUAGCAAAGGUGACUGGCCGCGUUACCGACUGACCAAGUGACCGGGUGAUUUAGUGAGUAACUUCUUUAAGUAAGGAAACUCAGUAAAUUACAUCUGGUAAAUUACAUUUACCAAAAGCUGACAACUUUUCAGAAGCAGCGCUCUUAGUUUAAGGAAAGUGCAGUUGGAGGCGGCGGGGGGCAGAGGCAGCCAGCCUCAGAACGAAUUGCCCUAGGGUCGCGGAGAGGCGGGCCUGGGAAAGAAAGGUUGAGGAAGCCGGGGAACCUAGGCUGCCGGGACACCCAAGAGCCUCCAGAGGCUCUGGUGGAUCGGAGUCUGCGCACUCCGCCGGGAGCGUGCCUUUGGCUCGUCCAAUCAGAGCGGCGGAUCCAGCCGCUUCUCUGUCGCCUUGGCAACGGGACGCACAAGCACGCGCGGCGAGCUGUGGCGGUUUGGAUCUGGCCCGUGGGGAAUCGCGUUAUGUCGCGACCCAAGAACCAAAAUUACAAGGGCCAUGGAUUGUCAAAGGGAAAAGAGCGAGAGCAGAGAGCGUCAAUCCGGUUCAAGACCACCCUCAUGAACACACUCAUGGACGUCCUUCGCCACAGGCCAGGAUGGGUGGAAGUGAAGGACGAAGGAGAAUGGGAUUUCUACUGGUGCGACGUCAGCUGGCUCCGGGAGAACUUCGACCACACCUACAUGGACGAACACGUGCGGAUCAGUCACUUCCGGAACCACUACGAGCUGACCCGGAAGAACUAUAUGGUAAAGAACCUGAAGCGGUUCCGGAAGCAGCUGGAGCGCGAAGCGGGAAAGCUGGAGGCAGCCAAGUGCGACUUCUUUCCCAAAACCUUUGAGAUGCCUUGCGAGUACCAUCUUUUUGUGGAGGAGUUUCGCAAAAACCCAGGAAUCACCUGGAUCAUGAAGCCUGUAGCCCGGUCACAGGGGAAAGGCAUCUUCCUCUUCCGCAGGCUGAAGGACAUCAUGGACUGGAGGAAGGACACAAGAAGCUCUGAUGACCAGAAAGAUGAUAUUCCUGUGGAGAACUAUGUGGCUCAGCGUUACAUUGAAAAUCCCUACCUGAUAGGAGGCCGCAAGUUUGACCUGCGUGUCUAUGUGCUGGUGAUGUCGUACAUCCCGCUGCGGGCCUGGCUCUACCGGGAUGGCUUUGCCCGAUUCUCCAACACCCGCUUCACGCUGAACAGCAUUGAUGACCAGUAUGUUCACCUCACCAACGUCGCUGUGCAAAAAACAUCUCCCGACUACCACCCAAAGAAGGGCUGCAAGUGGAUGCUGCAGCGCUUCCGGCAGUACCUGGCAUCCAAACACGGGCCCGAGGUGGUGGAGACGCUCUUCAGGGACAUCGACAACAUCUUUGUCAAAAGCCUGCAGAGUGUGCAGAAGGUGAUCAUCAGUGACAAGCACUGCUUCGAGCUGUACGGCUACGACAUCCUCAUCGACCAGGACCUCAAGCCGUGGCUCCUGGAGGUCAAUGCGUCCCCGUCACUGACAGCCAGCAGCCAGGAAGACUAUGAGCUCAAGACCUGCCUUCUGGAAGACACCCUGCAUGUCGUGGACAUGGAAGGAAGGCUCACGGGAAGGGAGAAGCGAGUCGGGGGCUUUGACCUCAUGUGGAAUGAUGGCCCUGUUAGCAGAGAGGAGGGGGUUCCUGACCUGUCGGGAAUGGGAAACUUUGUGACCAACACACACCUCGGUAUGUAGGGCCAGGUGGAGUGGGCACAAGGGAUGGGUCAUGGGAGGUACCAGGUAGUCUAGGAGGCAGGUUGGGAUAGUGGUUAGAUUGUUUGAAUUCAAUCUGCAACUUACCAGCUGUGUGACCUUGGGCAAGGGACUUAACCUCUGUUCCUCAUUUUUAAAUUUGGUUUCUAAAAAGUGAAAACUUCCCCUGAUUAUAAAAAAAGGAUUCACACUCAUUGUAGAAUAUUUGAAAACUAAAGAAAGAAAUAAAAAAACAUCCAGACAUAACCAUCUUUAACAAUCUGGUGUAUUUCCUUCCAGUUCUUAAAAAAUGCAUAUAUUCAUACUUUUUCUUUUACAAAAUUGGCAUUGGGCUAGAGUUUCGAAUCCCACUUUUCCCCAUGGCAUUUUCCAUUCAAGUAUAUUAAGAGCCUCCCUCUUGAAUGUACUUUUUGGUCCAGUCUGGAUGAAAUCUUUUACAUACAUUAUCGCAUUUAAUCUUUAAGCAGUUUUUAUUGUCAUUUUACAGAUGAGGAAAUGAUAUCCAGGUGCUAUGUAACUUGCUGAAUGAAGGUUUUGGUCAUAAGUGGUGAGCCAGGACUCAAACUCCCAUCUGCCUGGCUCCAAAACCUGAGUGCUUGACCGUUAGACUUUCCUGCCUCUUGGCACAGUUUAAAAAAAUUACCGUAUGGCUGCAAAAUAUUUCAGUUUGUACAUAUGCCGACAUUUACUAAACCAAUUUCUUAUAAUUGGACAUUUGGCACAAUUGCAUUUUAUAUUUUUUAACUUUUAUAAAUAAUACCCUGAUGAACACCCUUUCACAUUAAGCUCGGCUGAAAUUCUGGCCAUUUCCUGAGGACAGAUUCCUAGAAGCAGAAUUAUUGGGCCAAAGGGAUGGGAUUAUUACAACCAAAUUGCUUUCCAGAAAGAUUAUACGAAUUUGCCAGAUUUGAAUUUUUAGGAAAAAAAAAAAUCUGUGCCAACUGGCGAGGUAAAACAUACUGACUCAUUGUUGUUUUAUGUGCAUUCCAUUGAUUACUGGUGAGGUUUCCGUUUUGUAAAUUUGCACUUCUUCUUUUGUAAGCUGUCUAUACUCUUUAUCCAUUUUUCUAGGGGUUGUUUAGUUUUCUAAAUGUGUAAGGCUUUGGAUGACUAUAUAACCCUGUCCAAGCUUAAUUUAAUACGCAUAUAAUCACGUGGAAAUGUUGUUAAACUGUAGAUUGUGACUCCAUAGGUCUAGCGUGGGGCCUAAGAUUGUAUUUCUAACAAGCUCCUGGGUAAUGCUCCAUGGAUUAACCAUUGCUGUAUAACAAGCCCUCCCAAAACCUAGCAGCUUAAAGCAACUGUUUUAUUUGCUCAUGCUUCCUCAGGUCCCUCCUGGGGUCACUCAUAGGGCUGCAGGCACCUGGCAGAUUUCCUGAGGCUUGAUAGCUACGACAGCCUCAUUCAUAGGUGUGGGGGUUGAUACUGGCUGUCAGUUGGGCCUCUCUUUCCAUGUGGCCACUCGUCUUCCAAUAGUCUGGCCCUGGCUUCUUCAUGUGGUAGACUCGGGGUUCCAAGAGGGUGAGAAAAGACACUGCAAAGGCUUUUGUGGCCCAGACUCAGAAGUCCCAUAAAGUCAUUCUGCUACAAUCAAAGCAUGUGUUAGUCUAACCCAGUCACUGGGUAAGAAAAGAGACCCCACCUCGCCAGGCGCAGUGGCUCAUGCCUGUAAUCCCAACACUUUGGGAGGCCGAGGCGGGCAUAUCAUGAGGUCAGGAGAUCGAAACCAUCCUGGCUAACACAGUGAAACACCGUCUCUACUAAAAAAUACAAAAAAAAUUAGCCGGGCGUGGUGGCGGGUGCCUGUAGUCCCAGCUACUCGGGAGGCUGAGCAGGAGAAUGACGUGAACCCAGGAGGCAGAGCUUGCAGUUAGCCGAGAUCGCGCCACUGCACUCCAGCCUGGGCGACACAGCGAGGCUCUGUCUCA